AUGGCUUCCUCCAACUUUGCCUCCUCUCUAUGUCUGCUAAUCUUUUCUCUCCUUCUCCACAGUGUUUUUGGAGCUGACCCACUUUUCCAUUUCUGUUCAACUCCUGAGAACUUCACUGCCAAUGGCCCUUACGAAUCCAACCUAAACAAGCUUACUGGUUACCUCUACUAUCAGGCCCCGCCUACAGGUUUUGGUCAGGGUUCAAUAGGCCGGUACCCGGACCAAACAUAUGGGCUUGCUCUUUGUAGAGGUGAUGUCUCAACCUCAGAUUGCAAAACCUGUGUUGUUGAGGCAAGCAGCGAGAUUCGCAAGCGCUGUCCAUACAACAAAGCAGCCAUCAUUUGGUAUGACAACUGCCUUUUGAAAUACACAAACAAUGAAUUCUUUGGCCAAAUUGAUAAUAGAAACAAGUUCUAUAUGUGGAACGUGCGAGUUGUAAGUGAGCCAGUUCCAUUCAAUGGAAAGACCAAAGAGCUUCUGAGCCAACUUGCAAAUAAAGCUCAUGCGACCCCCAAGUUGUACGCAACAGGAGAGUCGGAGCUAGGAAAAUCAACCAAGCUCUAUGGUUUGGUUCAGUGCACUAGGGAUCUUUCUAGUGCUGUUUGUAAGAAGUGCCUUGAUGGUAUAAUUGGGGAACUUCCAAGCUGCUGUGACGGGAAAGAAGGUGGCAGAGUUGUCAGUGGGAGUUGCAAUUUUAGAUAUGAAAUAUACCCUUUUGUCAAUGUUUAA
Molecule: messenger RNA, 729 nt
Organism: Dovyalis caffra
Lineage: Eukaryota; Viridiplantae; Streptophyta; Magnoliopsida; Malpighiales; Salicaceae
Source: the annotation of a GenBank genome assembly